Molecule: messenger RNA, 2611 nt
Organism: Cheilinus undulatus (humphead wrasse)
Lineage: Eukaryota; Metazoa; Chordata; Actinopteri; Labriformes; Labridae
Gene: b3gat3
Product: beta-1,3-glucuronyltransferase 3 (glucuronosyltransferase I)
Exons: 8
Coding region: 160-1170 (336 amino acids)
Biological process (GO): chondroitin sulfate proteoglycan biosynthetic process; carbohydrate metabolic process
Cellular component (GO): Golgi membrane
Molecular function (GO): galactosylgalactosylxylosylprotein 3-beta-glucuronosyltransferase activity
Source: RefSeq, a predicted model, not a curated record
UGCAAAAAAAUGUUCAAUCUGAGCGGAAUGAAUGGAUGCUCUGAUGCACUAAGGUGCCUUUGCUCACAUCUUUCCAAGAUGUCAUGAAUCUUUAAGCUCAUUUUUCAACUCCGACCUUCUUGUCUUCCACGAUUUCCCGCCUUUGCUGGCAAGGGUACCAUGGCAACGAGGAUGAAGCUGAAGCUGAAAACUGUGUUUGUGCUUUAUUUCAUGGUCUCCCUGAUGGGCCUUGUCUAUGCACUGAUGCAGCUUGGUCAGCGCUGUGACUGCACAGAGCAUGACAUGCCCAAAGACCGUACCAUAUCCCGGUUGCGGGGGGAGCUGCAUCGUCUUCAGGAGCAGAUGAGGAAGUCAGAAGCGACCAAGCAACCCCAGAAUAAGCCAGCAAAGCCCUCCCAGCCCACCAUCUUUGUGAUCACCCCAACAUAUGCAAGGCUGGUGCAGAAGGCUGAGUUGACUCGAAUUGCUCAGACCUUCCUCCAUGUCUCUCAGCUCCACUGGAUUGUGGUGGAGGACUCGCCACAUAAAACACCACUUGUGACUGACCUGUUGGUGAAGAGUGGCCUGACUUACACACAUUUACAUAUGCCCACUGCUAAGGAUCGCAAACUGCAGGAGGGUGACCCAAGCUGGUUGAAGCCGCGUGGAGUUGAGCAGAGGAACGAAGGUCUACGGUGGCUCAGAGAGGACAGAAGGGCUCAGCCAGGAGGAGACAACCAGGAAGGAGUAGUUUACUUUGCAGAUGACGAUAACACGUACAGCCUGCAGAUAUUUGAAGAGAUGAGGAACACCCUGCGAGUAUCUGUGUGGCCGGUGGGGCUGGUUGGAGGAAUGAAAUAUGAGAGGCCUGUGGUUGAAGGAGGAAAGGUGGUUCGCUUCCAUACCGGCUGGCGUCCCAGUCGCCCCUUCCCAAUGGACAUGGCUGGCUUCGCUGUGUCCCUCAAACUGGUCCUGGCCAAUCCGGAGGCUUGCUUCGAUGGAGAGGCGCCAAUGGGCUUCCUGGAGAGCAGCUUCCUUCAGGGGUUGGUUACCAUGGAUGAACUGGAACCCAAAGCAGACAACUGCUCUAAAGUGCUGGUGUGGCACACGCGGACAGAGAAACCGAAGAUGAAAAGGGAAGAAGCUCUGCAGGCUCAGGGACUUGGUUCGGACCCUGCUAUUGAGGUCUGAGAAUCACUGGUACACGUUGUCACUCCCUCACACACACAUCUUAAAGCGUACGCUGCUGUUUAAUGCUGCAUAUGUAACUCUGCAUUGUAAAUAAUGUAAAACAGAAAAAUAUUGAACAGGGUUAAACAAGACUCUGUUUUUUGUGUCAAAUAGUAAAUGUAUGUGUGUGUGUAUAUACUGCGUGAGUGUGCUUGUUGUUUCAGCUCUGCUGGCUGUAUAUUGAUGUGUGUUCUAUUUUUUAUUUCACUGAGUAAAUAAGUUGUUUUUGUUUAUGGGCUCUGGAGUUGAAACAGUUGCCUGAUGGGGGCACCAGUGUUAAAUUGUGCAGAUCUAUUCUGUUACACCACGGAUAUCCUUUGGCUCAAAGAAGGCGGCAUGAUGCAUUUAUAUUACUGAUGUCCUGUUUGGUAGAUUUUUACAUGUUUGCCUGUUCUCUAUGGAAAUCCUGCUGUUUAACUCAUUCCACUCAGAUAUUUAGUGUGAUACCAGCUCCUUCUCUUCUGGUUAAAUCUACUCUGUACUUUUCUUCUGGAGAUACAGUUGCAACCAAGCAUUUAUUCCUGCACGGCUUCUAUUUUUUAUGAUAAGUUAGCCAUAUAGACAUCAUCAUGGGCAAGCUAGUAAUCUCUCCACUAAUCCAGAUGUUGGCUUUUGUUAUCAGAGUAAGUAUCUUGCUGAAAGGUAGAUGAAAGGUGCAAAGCAAUCAACAGAAAAAUACCAGAGAGCUCCCUACAGGAAAAUACUCCAUAGUUGUUGCCUCGCACUAGGAACACUGUCAUACACCUGUGUUGCAGACACAACUUGUGCAACUGGACAACAGUUUGCUGCAAUACAGACAUAACAAAUACAUAGAUGCAAUGGCUCCACACCCAGUGUAUCUUUAGCAUUAAUCUUAGAGCUUAAACGCUGGUUUUCGAUAGUGUCAUAGCACAACAAAUAGUCAUACCCAGCAUUUAGUUGUGUAUAGUUUUAGUGAUGCUUUUAAAAACAUAGGGCUUGAUUUUGAAAGCCAUUAUAAAUCCUGUACUAAGGGAACAGCGCUACAUAAGCUCAUAUCAAGUCCUUAUGCAAUAAGCAAAUACAAAACCAAGCUCCAUAUGCUACAUAUACACACACUUUAAUGGCAAGAAAAAGACUUGAAUUUGCCUUAACAGGCAGGAGAUUCCUGGUACUUUACAGUAGCUGUGUUUUAACUAUACAUUUAAAAGAGUUUUGAAUAUAAAGUGAGUAAACCAGAGUUUAUUAUCUACAAUAUUGAAAGAAUAAAGACAUGCGCUCCUCUGCUACUGGUGUAUGAUACUGUAAAAACAUAUAGUGCCUGCUUAGUAAUUAGUGCCUGUAAGUCAAUUCUUCACUGGUAUAUAAUGUACGGUAUUUAGUACUGUAAUAUUGUUCCUACAAUGUAUGAUGUGAUCAUGUCUAUCCUGGGCCUUGACAAUAA